AUGGCAAGAGAGUUUAAUCAACAAGUAGAGGUUCAACAUCAGCCAGCUCAUGCUGAUUCGGCAGUCGAUCAUUCUGUUGCAGAUGCGAGUGCUGGAGACGCAAAUACUACUGUUAAUCGAUCGAUAAAUGAUCCUAACAGUCCUUAUUAUCUUCACUAUGGCGACAAUACAGGUAUGCAGCUCAUAUCUAUCAUGUUGUCUGAGGAUAAUUACACCACAUGGAGUCGUGCAGUUAUCAUAGCUCUCAGUGUCAAAAAUAAGGAAGGUUUUAUUGAUGGAUCCAUUGUUAAACCUGCCGAGAAUGACCUGCUUUAUGGUGCUUGGAGGCGAUGCAAUCAUGACAAUAACUCCAUCAAUUCUUACUUCAAUCGGUUUAAAGGUCUAUGGGAAGAAUUAGACAAUUAUAGGCCGGAAGUAAGUAGUGCAGACUACAAAGCUGAAGAUCGAGUUAUGCAAUUCCUAAUGGGUCUAGAUGAUCGAUUUUCCAGUGUGAGAAGCCAAAUUUUAUUAAUGGACCCACUACCUUCACUGAACAAGGUGUUUGCCUUGGUCUUACAAGAUGAAAGGCAGAAAGGAAUUGUUGCUAAGAAACAACAGAGUUUUGAUAUAGCAGCUUUUGCCAACAAGGCUGUGUCUAGUUCAUAUGGAAAUCAGAGACACAAUGUAUCCAAUCAAACUCAAAGGAAAGAAAUGCCUAUAUGCACUUAUUGUGGAAUGUUAGGCCAUCUCAGAGGGGAAUGUUACAAAUUGAUUGGAUACUCCCCUGGACAUAGGCUUGCCAAAGGGAAAUCUUCAGUUGCUAAUGCUGUAGUCAGGCUUCCCAGGCAAAUAAUUCAGAGCUGA
Molecule: messenger RNA, 843 nt
Organism: Olea europaea var. sylvestris
Lineage: Eukaryota; Viridiplantae; Streptophyta; Magnoliopsida; Lamiales; Oleaceae
Exons: 2
Coding region: 1-843 (280 amino acids)
Source: RefSeq, a predicted model, not a curated record